UUGAAAAGUCAGCCUCGGUGUGUGGCAGCCAAGGAAACCAUUCAGAGGAACAGUUGAGUAACUCUGGAAUAACUCAGUUGGGCUAACAUAGAUACAAAAAAAAUGCUUAGCUGUACACACCUGGGAAGGGACAAAAGGGAAAAGGCAAUGAAAACACAACAUUGAACAAAAGGCAAUUGGAGAACCUUGCAAUGCAGGCACAGCCAAAGCUGUUCAUCAGCUGCCAUAAGUUUCGAUUGUGGCCAGCUAUUCGGGUUGAAAUUGGAGGAGAUCCAUUCAGUGGAAUGAAUUUUAUUGAUUGCCUUGAUGUGUUCCUGAGUGAUCUUCAAACAGAGGGGAUUAUAUUGAUUGGAGAGACCAGUGGCAGUGCCAAAAAGGAUGCUGCCACUAUCUUAAAGGAAGUUAAUUCUGGCCUGAAUGCCAAGCCACUAGUUUCAGUCAUAGCUGGUUUGACUGCUCCUCCAAGCAGGAUAAUGAGUCAUGCUGCGACAAUCAUUGAUGUUGGAAAAGGUCAAGCUAAAGAGAAAAUAACUGCUCUUCUAAGUGUCAGAGCAGUCAUCAGGGUGAUUCUUACUCACCUGGACAGUGUCAGGUACAGUGAAUUACAGCAGUGGAAAACAUUUAGAACAGUAAGAAUUCCCCCCCAUCUCCAAAAUGUGAGUAACGCUCUUUCCGAUGUUCAGGCUGUGAGGGCUAUUGCUUCUGGAAACACUGAAACAUGAAGGAGGCUGUAAGAGGAGCUUGGGGAAACUCCAAGGCUUGAAGAACCACACACACACAUAAUAUUUGGAGGGAGGGGAAAAUU
Molecule: messenger RNA, 805 nt
Organism: Podarcis muralis (Common wall lizard)
Lineage: Eukaryota; Metazoa; Chordata; Lepidosauria; Squamata; Lacertidae
Source: RefSeq, a predicted model, not a curated record